CGUACAAAUUUAGAUAAAGUGCUCAUUAGAACAGAGAAUCCGACAAUUUAAAAUUAAUUUUGAAUUUAUUGUUUGCAAUCGGAAUUAGCAAUUGUGGACGAGGUAAAGGCAACUAAGCAGCCAAAGUGCAAAUGUUUGAACGAUUGCAAAAAGUGAUUUAAAGUUCUUUGUUAACAAACAAGUUUCGAAUUGUUGUCGUCAUAAGGCAGAGUUCGUUGUACAAGUUGCAAGUACAUACAUUCCGUGAAUUUCGUUUUAUUUUUACCUCUACCGCUGCUAAGACAAACUCAAUAUCAAUAAACAAACAAUCUUCAAGUUGUGCCGUGCAGGAGAAAUAACAAUUGGCCAACUAUGGACAGCCAUUUGGACUCUUCGGAUGAUAACAAACCGUUGCCAGAAUUGAGUUUUGAAGACUUUAUGGAUCCCGAACCAGAAACCUCAGGUCAACACAUGGAAAUCGAGAGUUAUACUGGUGAUACAUCCCAGGAAGAUGAUUCAGAAGGCGAUGGCGAAGGUCAGCAUGAUGCUAAUGACUCCCUCAAUACACCACAAUUUAAAAAAACCGUGGUCCAAAUAUUGGAAGACAAGCGUAUAACGGCCGGAACAGGAGCUGGCGGUGUGUUCAAAACGCAUGCCAUCAAAGUUGUCACAGCAGGAGCUAAUUCUGCGGCUAAAAGCCAAUCUUCAGAUAUCAGAAUUUUAAACAGUUCAUUAAAACCCGUGGGGCAAAGUGCUGCCAGUACUCCCUUGAAAAUUGGAAGUACCAGUAUUGCCAGUACCAGUUCUCCAAGACAACUGGGUGGAGUGACUAUGACACAGUUCAAGACGGCUGAUGGACGUGUGCUCUAUUUGAAAAAAGCUCCAGCCGCUGGAACUGGAGGAGUUGUUGCCGGUAAAGCUUCAGUUAGUCCUGUUUCCGCCAAAGUGGGAACAGCCGGAAACACACCAGGAACAAGCACGGGAACAGCUAUUCGUCGUGUGGUCAAUACAACAGGAAUACAAAAGGCUGUACUUGCCAAGGGUAUGACUGUAGCCGGCACUGGAUUGGUUAAAGCAGCUGUUCCUAGUGGCUCUUCCGCCACAGCCAUCACCAUUAAGGGUAUAACACCCCUGGCAGCAGAAACAAAUGUAACAGGAGCGCCAUCACCCCCGGCUUCAUCAGGCACCAAAAUUCAGGUGGUUCGCACGGCAGAUGGAAAACUUAUCAAAUUGGGCCAAAAUAACAACUCACCCGUAGUACUCAAUACCAAGGCUCCAAUAUCAGGCGCUUCCGCAACUUCCACACCAUCCAGUAAUAUGAUUAUUAACAAAUCAGCCAGUGGACAGGUGGUCAUAAAGCCGAGUCCAACCUCUUCGUCAGCAGCUGCUAGCAAUGUACCCGGAAAAAUGGUUGUACAAUCCGGAGGCGGCACACAAAUUAUGGUAUCCACCAAGAAUAUCAUUAAACUAUCACCUAAACCGGGAGCUACAAGUACUGUGACUCAAACACAAGUACAGAAUACUCCAUCAUCAUCAUCCACCACAACACCGACGAGUGGAAUGCGUACAAUACAAUUAAGUGGCAAAUCGGGAGUUCAAUUUGUUCGCGUCAUGACCAACAAUAAAAGCCUGACUACAGCCAAAUCGGCGGCAGCAUCCACUCCAUCUCAGAAGCAGGUCCCUCAGUCAUCGUCUGCUUCGCCAGCCGUUACUUCUUCUACGCCUGUGGGCAAUACCAAUAAGAUUGUGAUGCGUACUAUGGGUGGAAGCAUUGUGCCGCUGCCCUCUAUGAAAACUCUAGUACCCAAGCGUGCGCUGGGCGCCAAUUCCAUAACUGCGGCCACACCCAAUAAUCAAGAGUCUCUGCGAAAACAUCGACUCAACGAUCUCAAUGUGCAGCUUAAAAAUCUGGGAAAUGUCGAAGCUAGUGAUAGCAGCGAUGCUGGACCAGAUACCAAGAAGCCACGUUUCUCACAGCCAUCGCCCAUACAGCGCGUUUUGGUCAAGGAGGGCGGACCAAACACAUCUUCCUCCUCCGCCGCUACACAACCCAAGAAAAUUUACAAUCUAGUAAAAUCCGCUGGACCCAACGGGUCGGUAAAAUAUGUGAUUUGCAAUUCGAAUGUGGCACGUUCCAGCAUGAGUCCCAUGAGGCGGGGCUACACUGGCUAUGUACGGACCGAUGGCAAAUUAUGCCGCACCCUGGUCAACAGCGGUAGCGGCACCACUGGCGUCACCAACCUAAAACAAUUGGGAAAUAAUCUACCAAAUGCCAAAGCUUUGCAGGCUCAAGCUCAGAUCAGGCAACGCGCUCGCCAACAACAUCUUCAACAGCUUCAAAAGGCCAAGCCCCAAUUGAAGGGUAGUCAGUUGAAUCAAUCAGCCAAUGUGAAGCCAGUCCCGGCACCGGCCAACAAACCAAAUUUCGAGAUCCUCAAGCCACCAUCAUCAGCUGCCUCCACUCCGGCCGUGGAUGCCCAACUCAAUCUUGCUUCACGUCGCAAGCAUUGCAAUUGCAGUAAAUCUCAGUGUUUGAAACUCUAUUGCGAUUGCUUUGCCAAUGGUGAAUUCUGCAAGGAUUGCACCUGCAAGGAUUGCUUUAACAAUCUGGACAAUGAGGUCGAACGAGAGAAAGCCAUACGCAGCUGUUUGGAUCGUAAUCCAAGUGCCUUCAAGCCAAAAAUCACGGCUCCCGCUUCGGGUGACAUGCGUUUGCAUAAUAAAGGUUGCAAUUGCAAGAGAUCUGGUUGCUUGAAGAACUAUUGCGAGUGCUACGAGGCCAAAAUACCUUGCUCCAGCAUGUGCAAAUGCGUGGGUUGCCGUAAUAUGGAAGAUCGUCCUGAUGUUGAUAUGGAUUCACUGGAUAGUCUAUUGGGUGUACGUAAACCGAAUAAACCAAAAGAUGAGACUGCCACCAAAAAGCAUGAUAUACGUUCCAAUCUAUAUCUAACCGAUGAUGUCAUCGAGGCGACCAUUAUGUGCAUGAUAUCAAGAAUUCUAAUGCAUGAGAAACAAAAUAUGCCCAUUGAGGCAACUGAACGUGAAGUAAUGGAGGAAUUGGGUGAAAGUUUAAAUCAAAUAAUUACCUUUGCCAAGGAGAAGAAUGAAAACAAUACGACCACAACUUCUCGGCUAGAUGAUACAACAAAAACAACGAAAACUGAUGCCUAAGACCAACAAUUAUUCUAGACAUAUGCACCCCAAGAAAAAUUCUAAACAGACUUCAUUUUAUAUAGUUUAUUAAAAAAAACAAAAAAAGUUCUUGACAUAAACAAAAAAACAAAACACAUAAAUUUAUGUGGACUUUCUAAAAGUUGACCUUAAAGUAAAGUUAUAAAAGUGCAAAUAAUUUUCAUUUUAAAGAAGAACAAAACCAACUUAACGCAAUGAUUGAUGAAUAAUAUAUAUUUAUAUACACACAGAUUGUAUAUAACGACAUUAAAUUUAUAAUUAAUAUCUAUAUAGCAAAAAAUAUUGAAUUAAGACAAUUUUUGAUAAAAACAAGAAAGAAAAACAUUUUGAAAUAAAAUUGAAACAGAAAAAUUUUAGCAAGAAAUGUGUUAAGAAAUUUCAAUAUAAAACUCUCAGCUCUAUGUACUGUAUGUAUAUAAUAUUAUAACAAAUAAAUAAAACUAAAA
Drosophila willistoni is the source of this 3617-nucleotide messenger RNA. RefSeq names its product protein lin-54 homolog (gene mip120). The transcript is spliced from 4 exons. The record is from RefSeq and is a predicted model, not a curated record. Gene Ontology annotation, cellular component: nucleus. NCBI's taxonomy places the organism in Eukaryota, Metazoa, Arthropoda, Insecta, Diptera, Drosophilidae. Bases 352 to 3150 code for a protein of 932 amino acids. Gene Ontology annotation, biological process: regulation of DNA-templated transcription.